This is a messenger RNA of Schistocerca americana (American grasshopper), 997 nucleotides long. RefSeq lists its product as uncharacterized. Lineage: Eukaryota; Metazoa; Arthropoda; Insecta; Orthoptera; Acrididae. Bases 101 to 670 code for a protein of 189 amino acids. The transcript is spliced from 6 exons. The record is from RefSeq and is a predicted model, not a curated record.
GAAGAGGCGUCGCCAUAGGCUGGAGAACGGCGAGGCUGCCUACACAUCCUGUUACAGACCAACUACCUUGUGACGAAAAGGAAAACGCAGUUUUGUGGAAAUGGCAGCCCUAAAACAGUCUUGCUGUGGCUGUUCCCUCAAGACGGGUACCAAAAUAAUUGCCGUCAUAUAUCUGGUCGCCAGUGUGUUCGAGAUAGGAAUGGCAGCGAUAUGUCUGCAUGAGAACUACAGCAACGCCAUGGACAAAUGUAGGAGGUUCCCACAUGAUGAGAAUUUUCAAGUUGUUGUUUUGGAUUUCAGUAGCGAGAAUUCCGGCUACUGCAACAAACUGGGCACAGUGCUGUGCCUGUUGAAAGUUACGAAGACGCAGCUUAUCGUAUGCCUUGUGUUUGGCAUUACCCAGGCAGUGAGUGCUACGCUUCUCUUCUUUGGAGCGAGUGAGAGUAAGCCAGUUCUGCUCCUACCGUGGAUGGUUGUGCAAAGCCUAGUCAUCAUAACGAUGACUAUUGUGAGCGUUAUCGCAUGUGCACGCUUUUUCCAUGCUGUCGAGAUAUCCCACUAUCCUGUGGUUGGUGCAGUCUACAUUUGCCUUAUGCUGAAUGUGUACAUCCUACUGGUGGUGUCCAGCCUGUGCCAGACACUCUGCGAACGCAGCCAGGAACGCACUUAGGCAAGACAGCGCGUGUGAGAAGCCAAGUGGAGAUCUGUGCAAGUUUCCGUCUCUACCCUUUAUCUGCAACACAUCGCUGUUGACAAAUGAGUUGAACCACGUCAGUUCUGCGACUACAAAAUUCUGUGUGCUGACUGUAACUUAGACCAUAGAUAAUAUAAACAGUGCAUGCCCUUUACCUUUGCCGUGUUAAUAUUUCAACCUGUAUCAACGUCAUGUGAUGGGUGGUCAAGGCCGAUGGCCUAUCAUAAUGUGGUUAUACAAUUUUUCCUAUUUAUACCUAAUGUAUGGAUUUUAACACAUUUACCUCGUAUUAUCACACAUGUG